UCCAUUUGUCCUGUCAAGGUAAGAAAAUGUAAAUGCGUAUUUAUUUUAUUUAUUUUGAGCGAUGUCACUGAGUUUGCAGAUUAAACAGCAGCGAUGGACCCUGCAGCUUAGCGGUUUAUGUAAACCUCUUUUAUCUACACCACAAAAAAGCCAGCAGUGUUGACAAAACCAGACACGGCUUCCAAGUCACCACACCUUUAUAAGCUGUCACGUCUGGCGCAAGCCAAUGCGUAUGUGUGGAUCCCAGCGCAGAGAAACACAGUCCGUGAAGUAACAAAUAUAUUUAAUAGAACCAAGGAUGUCCUCACCUGGACGUAACAGGAUAAGCAACACACGAAUGAGUCCAAAAGUACAAAAGCCAAAAACACUGUCAGCAAAGGCUGUCAGGAAAAAAAUGACAAACACGAGGAACGAAAAAACACUGCAGGAUAAGCCUAGCAUGAGACAAUGUACUGUAGCUUAGCACAAAAAACACGGGUAGCCGCUGGAGGUACAGAGCGGGAAAUACUGCUCACUAACACGAAUACUAAAAGCCAGAAAGCAGGGGUGCAGGUCGAGAAAAGGAGCCGGGCUGAGCAGUGAGCAGGUGAAGCUGGAGGUACAAUCUGGCAACUGCUGAUUACUGCUGCCAUACUUAAAAGAUGGACAAAGUGACAAACCCAAGCCAAAGUCAGCAAGACGGCAAGAGUGUGUCCAAUGGAAGGGCCGUGUGCUCUGAGGGAGGCGGAGCCAUGAUUGUCUUUUCUUUAAAAAACCAAACAGGUGGUCUGGCCAAGGUGCUCAAGAUAUUCCAGGAAAAACACAUCAACCUGCUUCAUAUCGAGUCCCGCAAGUCCAAAGGAAAGGAUUGUGAAUUUGAGAUCUUUGUGGAUUGCGACAGCGACCAGCAGCAGCUCAGAGAGCUGACUCAGCUGCUCCACAAGCACACGGACGUCGUUGAAGUGACGCCGUUUGUUGACUCCACCCACCCUGAUGACGAUGUGCCAGGCGUUCCAUGGUUUCCCAAGAAGAUCUCAGACUUGGAUCUCUGCAAACAGGUUCUGAUGUACGGAUCAGAGCUGGACGCCGAUCAUCCGGGAUUCAAAGACGAUGUUUACCGUCAAAGAAGGAAAUACUUUGCAGAUUUGGCCAUGAACUACAAACACGGUGAUCCCAUCCCUCACGUGGACUUCACGGCUGAGGAGGUGCAGACGUGGACUCGGGUGUAUCGGGAACUCAACAAGCUGUACCCCACCCACGCCUGCAAGGAAUACCUAAAGAACAUCCCCGUGCUGGUGGAACAGUGCCACUACAAGGAGGACAACAUCCCUCAGCUGGAGGACAUUUCACGCUUCCUCAAAGCACGCACAGGCUUCACCAUCAGGCCCGUAGCAGGAUACCUGUCACCCAGGGACUUCCUAGCAGGUCUGGCCUUCAGAGUCUUCUUCUGUACUCAGUACAUCCGGCACAGCUCAGACCCCUUCUACACACCCGAACCGGACACCUGCCACGAGCUGCUGGGUCACAUCCCCAUGCUGGCCGAGCCCAGCUACGCUCAGUUCUCUCAGGAGCUCGGACUGGCGUCCCUGGGAGCUUCAGACGACGCCGUGAAGAAAUUAGCCACUUGUUACUUCUUCACAGUGGAGUUUGGACUUUGCAAGCAGGACGGUAGACUGCGGGUCUACGGUGCAGGACUGCUGUCGUCCAUCAGCGAGCUCAAGCAUGCGUUGACGGACAAGGCUCACGUUGUCCCGUUUGACCCUGCCGUGACCUGCAAUCAGGAGUGCCUCAUCACGUCAUUCCAGGACGUCUACUUUUCUUCGGAGAGUUUUGUAGAAGCCAAGAACAAGAUGAGGGAGUUUGCCAAAACCAUCAGUCGCCCCUUCGCAGUCCGCUACGACCCGUACACGCAGAGCGUGGACGUCCUGAGGGACAUGGGGAGCAUCUGCAGCAUGCUGAAGGACAUAAGACACGAGCUGGACACUGUGGAAGACGCUCUGCACCGCCUCAACACGUCCUCCCGUGACCCGUGUGACCUUGCAUUGUCACAUGACGACAAAGAGAAAGCGAGCCGUACUUAACUAGAAUCCACUUCAUCUGCUCAGCGUUAGACAGCAUCUGCUGCAAGUCCAGCAGAACUCCCAUGAAAGCACACCUUUUAUCUUCGAAGCAAAUAAUAUUCAUUCACACACGUCAGCUUUGGCUUUUUAAAACUCUUUUCUCUCUUACGCUGCAGACCAAACCGAUAACUCCUUUUCUUUGCUUCCUAUUGAUUUGGUCUGGCUAGGCGAGGGGUGUCCAAACUAUAUAGAGUACCGGUAGGUUCAUAGCAAAAUGCUGACAUGUUAAAUAUUAUAUUAUAUUACAAGUUGUAAUACACUCCUCAUCCAAAUCUUAAGACCAGUUGAAAAAUGUCUAGCAUUAGCAUGUUGCUAAAAUGCUUUUUGUCUCACCCCCCCUUCUUGUUUUUGCGUAUUGUAGCUCUACUUAAAACCUCAUUAAGACCCAAAUGUGCAAAAUGAUCAUUCUAGACAUUUUUCAACUGGUCUUAAGAUUUUGAUCAGGAGUGUAUUACGGUAAGAGAAAAAGACGAACACAUAAUUUUAUUCAAAAAAAAAUAAAGAACAAAAUUGAAAUAGUUGGAAAAUGAAACACAAGAAAUGCAAAAACAGCUGCAACUGUUAGAGGAUAAAGUCAAAAUAUUACGACAAAAUAAGAAAAAAGUUACAAUUUUAUGAGACUAUUGUAAUAUAAGAAAAAAAAGCCAUUUUAGUAGCUUAAGGCUUGAAAUAUAUAAAUAUUUUUUCAAAGCAGUAAUAUUAUGGGAAACAAACAAAACAAAACAAAAGUUGUCAUUUUUGCAAAAUUACUUUGGGGAAGAAGUUAUAUGAUGGGAAUAAAAUCUAAAUAUUAUGGAAGUAAAGUAAUUUCACAAAAAGACCAUUUACAACUACCUGAAAAGACAAAAAGCUGUAAUUUUACCAGAAUAACAUCAAAAUAUGAAGACAAAACAAGUUGUAUUCUAACAUGAAAAAAUUCGCAAUUUUACAAGAAUAAACUUGUAAUAUUGGGGGAAAACAACAUCAUUUUACGAGCAUAUAGGUGAAAAAAAGAGUAUUUUUUUGUAACAUUGGGUUGGGAAUAAAUAAAUAUUAUAGGAAUAGGCUGCAAGGUGGUCUAGUGGUUAGCAUGUUGGCCACACAGUCACAGUCUGGAGAUGCGAAGACCUGGGUUGGAUUCUCCCUUGGGCAUUUCUGUGUGGAGUUUGCAUGUUCUCCCCGUGUGUGUGUGGGGGGGGGGGUUUCUGGGUACUCCAGUUUCCUCCCACAUUCCAAAAACAUGCAUGUUAGCUUCAUUGGAGACUCUAAAUGGUCCAUAGGUAUGAAUGGGAGUGUUUGUCUAUAUGUGCCCUGCCAUUGGCUGGACACCAGUCCAGGGUGUACCCCGCCUGUCGCCCCAAGUCAGCUGGGAUAGGCUCCAGCAUACCCACAGAAGAAGAAGCAUAGAAAAUGGAUGGAUGGAUUAUAGGAAUAAAGUCAAAAUAUUAUGGGAACAAGAAUAACGUCCAAAUAUGAAGAGAAAAAAAGUCAUUCUGUAAGAAGAAAAAGUCAUAAUUUUAGGAGGAUAAAGUUGGAAUAUGAAUAAAACUCAUAUUAGGAGAACAGAGUUAAAAUAGUAUUUUGGAAAAAAACAGCAAAAAUGGGGAAAAAAAGAGCAAAGUUUAUAUUACUAACAGGAUUUCUCAUGCAUAUUUAUUCUUGAAACAUAGCAUAUCUUUACUUUGAUUGAUGACGAUGGGGCCAUCGCUGGGGGAGGGACAUAUGGACCCUCGUAGUGGGUGUACAGUAGGCGUAAGUCGUUACUCAUUCAUGAAAACAACAAACUUCACAUGAACUGAUGAUAUGGUUCAUGUUGGAAGGAAGCACUGGUGGAGCUUACCGUAUUGUUGUACUAUUCUAUUAGGGUUGGAUUUGAAUCUUUGUGAGCAUGAUUGCUUCUCCACACAUAGAAAAACAAGACAUAGCUUUCAUCUAUUGUGUUAUUUCUGUGCUCAUGUAUGAACCAUAAAGUAAAGUUGAUGGAAUUCAAAGUACAAUACGCCUCAAUAGCUUGAUUUGAAGAGAAAAAAUGUUUGCUUGCUUAUUAUGUAAUAUCGUCUA
This is a messenger RNA of Dunckerocampus dactyliophorus (ringed pipefish), 4139 nucleotides long. Its product is annotated as tryptophan 5-hydroxylase 1-like. Gene Ontology annotation, biological process: serotonin biosynthetic process; aromatic amino acid metabolic process. Bases 642 to 2060 code for a protein of 472 amino acids. The transcript has 11 exons. Gene Ontology annotation, cellular component: neuron projection. Gene Ontology annotation, molecular function: iron ion binding; tryptophan 5-monooxygenase activity. The record is from RefSeq and is a predicted model, not a curated record. NCBI's taxonomy places the organism in Eukaryota, Metazoa, Chordata, Actinopteri, Syngnathiformes, Syngnathidae.